Durusdinium trenchii is the source of this 1056-nucleotide messenger RNA. Lineage: Eukaryota; Dinophyceae; Suessiales; Symbiodiniaceae. The record is from the annotation of a GenBank genome assembly.
AUGCCUUCCGUCGAGAACAAGAUCCUUUUCAUCAAGAUGGGUGUUCUGGAGAUCCAGCCACCCGUUUGCCCUUCUGCUCGGAAAGGAGCUUGCGAGAUUGUAUCGAAGCAUCCAGAUCCUGCCAACACUGACCAACCGCCAGAUCCUGGGCUCAAGUUUGGGCUUGUGGCCUUGGAGGAAGAAGCACAGAGAAGAAGAACCGGACGGCAACGCCGAGAGGAUCCGGCGAUGGGGAUUUGCAUUUGCACCAAUUGUGGACACUCGGAGGGGGAAACCUUCGUCACAGCAGAGGAGUUCGCCAACAAGCUGGAGAAUGGCCGGCAAGUCUCUAAGCCAUCGAACGAUAAGAAGGGCGAGGUCAUGAUUAACUUGGACGUGAUCGAAACCAUAUUGAUGGAUGACGAACCGCAAAAGGAUGACAAGUACGUGUCAGAGCAUGAUGUGGAGAAGGCUAUCGUCUGGGUGAACUCCAAAGAAACCCCAGGAGCGAAACACAGCUCCAAGCGCAAGGGCACAGGAUUUAUCACCAAGGCCGCCAUGAUGGAUAUCCUCUCAAAGGUGGAUGAUGAGGAAGAAGAGGACGAAGUCCCGGAAAAAGCUCAGGCGGCGGACGGCCGACGCACUUCAACCAGCAGCCGUUGCAAGGACCGUAAGGGCACCGGCUAUGUAAGCAAGGACAAGCUGCAAAAGAUUUUGGCGGCUGCUGGUGAAGAAGAGACUUGAGUGGGAAGCUUUUGAGUUGACGGUGGGCGCCGGUUCUGCACUGCUGCAUCCGAAAUUCUGCAAGAACCUGCUGAACAUUGAAGCAAAGAUGUGGCACUGCAAGCCCCGUCUUCUCCUAAAGGGAGGGCCGGGCAAUGGAGCACAGCUCCAGGAUUUACACCAGAAUCCCUGGGCAUGGUUGCGGGAAAGGAUGUCAGUGCCCAACACUCGCGAGGGUUCUUGAAUCCUCGGGGUGCGUUGGUCGCUGGAAAUAAGUAUUCAACGAUUUGCAGUUUAGGCAGCAUGUUUAGGGCUUCAAUCAGACCUGGAACUCAGCGAGCUAGCUCUAACUUG